AUGGACAAGGCGAAUGUUGGGAAUUCAUUGCCAGGAAGGCGGUCAACUUGCAUAACAGAUUUUGCUGGGUCAGAUAAGGUGAAUCCACUUCUCUUUACAGCCUUGCCGGGUCAGAGUGUUGAAAGUUUCAUUGAAAAUCCGUCAGCCGAAGCGUUGGUCGGUCUUACUAAAGCCCAGUGGAGUGAGUUAGCCGCUCAUUAUUGCAUCCCUAUUCGGUCAUCCUUACGGAAGGAUGAAAUUCGUACUUUAGUGACUGAAUAUUUGAUAGAACACCAUGUGCUGAGUGAGGAUGAAUUAGAGCACGUGUGUCCUCGGGAUGUCACGGUGGCCCGCCAGUAUGAACUGGAGAGCCGUAAACUAGACUUGGAGAUGUUUAAGGCAGAGAAUGAGCGGAUGCGUCUCAUGCAGAGACCCAAUCAGGAACGUUAUCCUCAUUUUCGUAUAGAGGAUGCAAUUAAAUUUGUUCCUAAAUUUAAUGAAGCCGAGCCAGAGUAUUUUUUCAUUCAUUUCGAGCGUGUAGCUGCCUUGCAUGGUUGGCCCGAAGAUAAGUGGGUAUUACUAGUACACAGCGCAUUUGUUGGCAGGGCACAAGAGGUUUUCUCAGCUCUGGAUUUGGUACAGUCACAGAAUUAUCAUGUUGUAAAAGAGGCUGUGUUAAAUGUUUAUAAAAAGGUACCAGAGGCUUAUAGACAGGACUUCCGCAAUUGCCGUAAAGAUGGUAAACAAACCUUUGUUGAAUUUAUCCGCCAAAAGCAACUUUUGUGUAAAAAAUGGGUCGAGAGUGAACUUGAUGCACUCGAGUACGAUAAAUUACUUGAAUUGUUUAUACUCGAGGAUAUAAAGAAGUGUAUGCCUGUAAAAGUUCGCUCUCACAUUGACGAGCGUGGUCUGCGCACAUUAGCCGAGGUCGGUAGUGCCGCCGAUCAUUUCGCUCUAACUAAUCCGAACUACUCUUGCAGAUCUAAUGAGCCUUCAUUCCAGUCAAGCCAGCAUAGUGGUAAGAGGAUGGAGUAUAGUGCCAGGACUGAACUGCCAGAUACCCACAGGACUGUAAAUAUAAAGUCGUCAGAAACAGCUGAAUCUGUAAAUGUGACGCCUUCAUUUAGACCAUUUUGUUCUACAGGAUUUCUUAGUGCCGAUGAAUCGUGCACGUCUUCUUCCCCGGUCACUAUACUACGGGACUCGGCUGCAAAUAUAUCAUUGGUGCUCAAAGAGGCUGUUCCUAACCCUGACUGUUACACUGGAGAGAUGGUAAUUAUUAAUGGACUGAUAGGGUCCAAGAACAUUCCCAUUUGUGAAGUUUACAUUAAAUCUGACUUGAUAUCUGGAUAUGUAAGAUUAGGUGUUGUUGAUAAGAUACCAAGUGAUGGCAUUUCCCUUCUUAUGGGUAAUGAUCUAGUUGGUAAUAAGAUGUGGCCUUGCCCUGUAGUUUUACCUAGUCCCACUAAGGAAAACAAUACAGUAGAUUUAGAGAGGGAGUACCCUGACCUCUUCCCCGCGUGUGCUGUCACACGCAGUGCCAGUCGUAGGGCCUCCCAUCCUAUCAAAGCGGUUACUCCUGGUAAUACAUUAACAGAGGAGAGCCCAAGUGAGGUAAUUACAGAGGAAUUCACACUAGCAGACUUCUUUAAUUCAUCAGCUAAAGUUUUAAGUCAGCCUGCAUCUGACCAUCCUGAUAUAGUGAAUUUCAAAGCCACUCCAAUUACUAAAGAGAAGCUAAUUGAAGAACAACACAAUGAUCCUGAUUUAAAAACAUUUUAUGAUAGGCUUACUGACCUAAGUGAUUUAGAAACUUCUCAUGUGUGCUACUAUCUCCAGUCGGGCGUUCUUAUGCGUAAAUAUAAGCCAUAUAAUAUAUCUGCAGACGAUACAAGAAAGACUGUACAUCAGAUUGUAAUUCCUAAGUCCCUUCAUACUGACGUUUUGAAUAUUGCACAUGACAUUAGUGGUCAUUUGGGAGUCAAGAAGACUUAUUACAAGAUUUUAGCUCAUUUUUAUUGGCCAAAAAUGAAGAGAGAUGUUAGUCGUUAUUGUCAGUCGUGCCAUAUCUGCCAAGUAAAAGGUAAGCCAGGAGCUGGCAUCAAACCAUAUCCCUUGCAACCUAUCCCAGUGUUAAGAGAGCCUUUCAGUAAAGUAGUUAUUGACUGUGUAGGUCCCCUUCCCAAGACUAAACGGGGUAACAAGUUUUUGUUAAUUAUAAUUGAUGUGGCCACCAGAUAUCCUGAAGCUUUUCCCCUCAGACGCAUUACUACUAAGAAUGUUGUGAAGGCCUUAAUAAAGUUUUUCACCCAGGUGGGUCUGCCUGCCGUAGUACAGUCAGAUCAAGGAUCGAAUUUCACGUCCAAACUGUAUGAAAACGUUAUGAAGUCCUUGGGUAUACAGCAGUGCAGGUCUAGUGUAUAUCAUCCUCAGAGUCAAGGGGUUGUUGAAAGGUUUCACUAUACUCUAAAGACAAUGAUAAAAGCCUUCUGUUUGGAGACUGGUUCUGAGUGGGAUGAAGGAAUAGAUUUGCUUCUAUUUUCAGUUAGGGACAGUGUUCAAGAGAGUCUCGGAUAUUCACCAUUUCAGUUAAUUUACGGCCAUGAAGUGCGUGGACCACUAAAAGUCCUAAAGGAGUGUUGGUUAAAUGAAGAGGAAGAGAUUCCUAUAGCUGCAUAUGUUAACAAAUUUAAGAGUAGAUUACAAACAGCUAUUUCAAUAGCCCAUAAUCAUUUGGGUAAAGCUCAGACGAAAAUGAAAGAACAUUUUGAUAAAGUAAACAAUUCUGAAGUAAGAACCUUUAAAGAGGGGGACUUAGUUUUAGCCUUGCUACCUCUUCCUAACCAGCCUCUUCAGUCUCGAUAUGCAGGGCCAUUUCGUAUUUUAAAACGAACCAGUGAUACGAAUUAUGUAAUUGAAACACCUAAGAGGCGUAAGAAACAACGUCAUGUACACGUGAACCUCCUGAAAAAAUACUAUGAACGAAAUGAUUUGAAGGAAAAUGUACGAGAGGUUUCAGUAGUUGUACCUUCUAAUAUCAGUAGUGAAAAUAAUGAAACUAUUCCUAUUGUGGAGCCUAAUCUCACCAAUUCAGUCAUCUUAGCUAAACCUGAUGAUAAACUUAAACACCUUUCUGCUGCCCAAGCAGCAAACAUUCGUUCUCUUCUGCAGGAGUAUGAUAAACUAUUCAGUGAUGUACCACAUCUCUGCCCUCUGCUGGAACACGAUGUUGAGACUAGGGAUGCUAAACCAGUACGCCAAGCUCCCUAUCGCCUCAAUACCGAGAAGAGGGCAUUCCUGCAGGCAGAGAUUCAACGUCUGAAAGAACAGGGUAUCAUCAGUCCCAGCCUUAGCCCCUGGGCAUCCCCUGUGGUCCUAGUUCCCAAGAGUAGCGGCACUUACCGUCUAUGCGUGGACUACAGGAAGGUGAAUGCGGUAACUGUGGCGGACUCCUUUCCUCUCCCGAGGAUGGACGACAUCAUUGAUGAUUUGGGGAGGGCACGCUAUCUGUCGAAAUUGGAUCUCCUCCAGGGGUAUUAUCAAGUCCCGUUAACCGAGAGGGCGAGGCCGACUUCUGCGUUUGUCACCCCGGCCGGCCUCUACGAGUUCAGGGUUCUUCCGUUUGGGAUGAGGAAUGCCCCGGCAACCUUUCAGCGACUGAUGAAUUACCUGACGGCGGACCUGGAAGGCGUUCGCUGUUACCUCGACGACCUCGUAAUCUGGAGCGAGUCCUGGGAGGAACACCUCGUCCGCCUGCGUGCGCUCUUCUCGGCCCUGGCAGACGCCAAUCUUACGGUAAACCUGCAGAAGAGUGAUUUGGACACGCUCGUGUCACCUUCUUGGGCCACGUGA
Molecule: messenger RNA, 3831 nt
Organism: Penaeus indicus
Lineage: Eukaryota; Metazoa; Arthropoda; Malacostraca; Decapoda; Penaeidae
Exons: 3
Coding region: 1-3831 (1276 amino acids)
Biological process (GO): DNA integration
Molecular function (GO): nucleic acid binding
Source: RefSeq, a predicted model, not a curated record